This is a messenger RNA of Gongylonema pulchrum, 408 nucleotides long. The record is from the annotation of a GenBank genome assembly. Lineage: Eukaryota; Metazoa; Nematoda; Chromadorea; Rhabditida; Gongylonematidae.
AUUGCUUUGGAGAUUGUGCGAUACUCAAAUGGUGAAGCAUCAUUACCGAGAGAUCUAUCACAAAUUCCGGUCUUCCUCACUGAAACGCAGCGUGACCUAUUCUUCUCAUUUAUUCGUCCAAUGAAACCGUCGAGCGAUGGCGCAGCCGUUGAGCAUAAAUGCAUGCAGUGCGGCCAGAUCAUACCAAACAUAUCGGAUGGUCGACGACAUGCUGUGAGCCACUUACGCAUUAUGCGUCUACGCUGCUUAUUGUGCGGUUCCGGCUCAUUUUUCUGCUCGGAUAUGCGCCUUCAUUUACAGUACAGACAUUGUGAGAUGUUGCAUACGGCACCAGAGGGAUACGUGGUACCAGGCAAUGCAGUGCCAUGCAUGACACAGAGCCAGGCACGGCUUUUCAUUGAAUUAUAA